This is a messenger RNA of Penicillium digitatum Pd1, 549 nucleotides long. RefSeq names its product ADP-ribosylation factor family protein. Gene Ontology annotation, molecular function: GTPase activity; GTP binding. Gene Ontology annotation, cellular component: Golgi apparatus. The record is from RefSeq and is a predicted model, not a curated record. Gene Ontology annotation, biological process: Golgi to plasma membrane protein transport; intracellular protein transport; protein localization to Golgi apparatus. NCBI's taxonomy places the organism in Eukaryota, Fungi, Ascomycota, Eurotiomycetes, Eurotiales, Aspergillaceae.
AUGAAUUUGAAAAUUUGGGAUGUUGGAGGUCAGAUCUCGAUGCGCGGUCUUUGGCAGAGCUACUACACUAGCUGUCACGCGAUCAUCUUCGUGGUCGACAGUGCCGACGUUGGUCAAGAUCCCGAUAUCGCACGGCUUGCUCGGCGCACAAGCUCUGGGGCAGGUCCAGCGCGCACUGGCACACGAGCAAGCACAAGUGCAGAGGCCUUCUCGGAACAGAACGUCGGAAUCAACGCGGCCAGCAGUGAGUUCGGGCGAUUAGAUGAAUGCCGUCAAGUCCUCGAGUCGGUCUUACAAAGUGCCGACGUGGCUGGUGUUCCUAUCCUGGUGUUAGCAAACAAGCAAGACCGUGAGGACUGCGUGGAAGUGGUUCGUAUCAAGGAAGGGCUUGUCCGGAAAGUGUUUGAAGGAGAAACAGGAGGCGGUGUCCGUGACAGCCGUGUGCUGCCGGUCAGCGCGCUGCUAGGGUCUGGUGUACAGGCGGCUGUGGAGUGGGUACAAAGUCGUGUCAAAUGGAACAAAGAGGGCAGGCCUCCGGUGAUGCGCUGA